AUGCCAUUCCACAAACAAUAUGCUGAUGGAUCUCCACGACCACUCUUCCGAGGAUGGUUGCAUGGAGUUUGUACUCUCAUCUUUCUUCCACUUGUCUACAUGAACUGGGAUGACAUUCCAGCACCUGCUGCACCUGCAUUGAUUGCUAUCAGCUGCUUGUUUGUGUUUUCAAGUUUGGUACACUUGGUUCCUUGGAAGUCAUCAGCCCUGGAGCAAGCCAUUACUCGAGUAGACAAGUCUUGCAGCUUGGCUAUUUGUGUGGCUUCAUUCAUGGCUCCCCAGCUGUUGGAAAGUGAGGCAUGCAAGCCUGACUUUUCUUUCUCACUCCUGACAGUUGGAAUCCCAGUAGGGCUGUCAUUCUUUGGUGUCCUUUUUGGACUUGGUCCUAUUGCCUUUGCAAGCUGUGGUGUUGCAUUUGCAUCCGUCAUUUGGUUCUAUGGACUACAUGUGGCUGACACUGAGUUCUUCUACUGUCUGCUGGGCUGCACUCUGCUGUAUGCAUUGGGAUUCUACCUAUAUGCUAGCCAGGUGGGAGGACAUCAUCCCUUUUGGGGAUACCAUGAAUGGAUGCAUCUGAUUGACACCAUUGGCCUUCUUGUCAACACUCGAGCGGUCUUCGUGUUAAGUUCCUACACAGAUGAAAUCUGCAGUGCUGGAAGCACUGUUGCAGAAUCAGUUGUACAUUCAGGUCUGUUGAAUGAUCUGUCUUGGUUGAGUAUACAAUGA
Seminavis robusta is the source of this 726-nucleotide messenger RNA. Lineage: Eukaryota; Bacillariophyta; Bacillariophyceae; Naviculales; Naviculaceae. The record is from the annotation of a GenBank genome assembly.